This is a messenger RNA of Lineus longissimus, 1512 nucleotides long. Its product is annotated as COP9 signalosome complex subunit 4-like. The record is from RefSeq and is a predicted model, not a curated record. The coding region runs from base 8 to 1231 and encodes 407 amino acids. Lineage: Eukaryota; Metazoa; Nemertea; Pilidiophora; Heteronemertea; Lineidae. Gene Ontology annotation, cellular component: cytosol; COP9 signalosome. The transcript has 11 exons.
AUUCAAGAUGGCAGCGUCCGUAAAACAACAACUCGCCGCGUUGGUUAAUUCUGGAGGCUCUCAUAAAGACCUCACUGAGAAAUACCGUACUGUCCUUGAUGCAACAUUAAAGACACAAGGUGCAGACCUGUCUGAAGGUUUGAAAGUGUUUGUUGAAGCAAUGGUGAAUGAGAACGUGAGCUUGGUCGUAUCUCGUCAAAUCUUAACAGAUUUCUGUAGUCACUUGAAUAAACUGCCUGAUAAUGAGGCAAAAGAUGUGUCACAUUACACACUAGACAAGAUACAACCGAGAGUUAUUUCCUUUGAAGAACAGGUUGCAUCAAUUCGACAACACCUUGCAAAUAUUUAUGAAAGAGAAAGCUGUUGGAAGGAAGCUGCUAAUGUGUUGGUUGGCAUUCCUCUGGAGACAGGACAAAAGCAAUAUUCCAGUGACUACAAGUUAGAGACAUAUCUCAAAAUCGCACGGUUAUAUCUUGAGAAUGAUGAUCCAGUACAGGCUGAAGCAUACAUCAAUCGUGCUUCAUUACUCCAGGCUGACUCACAGAAUGAAGAAUUACAGAUUUACUACAAGGUUUGCUAUGCUAGGGUGCUUGACUAUCGGAGGAAGUUCAUUGAAGCUGCUCAGCGUUAUAACGAACUCUCAUACAAACCAAUUGUUGCUGAAAAUGAAAGAAUUACAGCAUUGAAAAAUGCACUGAUUUGCACAAUCUUGGCGUCAGCUGGCCAACAGAGAUCACGCAUGUUAGCCACAUUAUUCAAAGAUGAAAGAUGCCAAUCAUUACCACAUUAUGGAAUACUGGAGAAAAUGUAUUUGGAUAGAAUAAUUCGAAGCAACAAUUUACAAGAGUUUGAAGCUCUCCUCCAACCUCACCAAAAAGCUGUCACUUCUGAUGGGUCCACCAUCCUUGACCGUGCUGUGAUUGAACACAAUCUACUUUCUGCCAGUAAACUCUACAACAAUAUCUCCUUUGAGGAAUUAGGAUCUCUUUUAGAAAUUCCUCCAAUGAAGGCUGAAAAGAUAGCAUCUCAGAUGAUAAGUGAGGGACGAAUGAAUGGUUGCAUUGACCAGAUUGAUUCAAUUGUUCAUUUUGAAAAUCGAGAAGCGUUACCAAGCUGGGACAAACAGAUUCAAAAUCUAUGCUUCCAAGUGAAUAACAUUAUUGAAAAGAUUGAACAACAAGCUCCCGAGUGGAUUGCCAAAUCUAUUGAUGAACAAAUGGCUGUUUCUUAGAAAGAGAUCCACUACAUUGUAUUGAAAAGUACUUUUGCUAUGUGCUGCAAGUACAUACUCUUGCUCAGUGUGAACAAAACAUGAAGAUGUGAUGUGGCAUUAUAUUCAAGCUCAGCAAAGGAGUAUCAAAGGUGACUGGAGCUAAUCGUGUGCUAUGUAAAGUGUCGAGUUGUGUCAUAAUCUGACCACCACUCAUUUAUCUUGUCAUUACGAAGCUAAAUAAGCAAGUUAUGUGACUUUAUGAUUAUUUGCUUGCAUAUAAUAAAUUUUUCGAACAUUAA